This is a messenger RNA of Misgurnus anguillicaudatus (oriental weatherfish), 3372 nucleotides long. Lineage: Eukaryota; Metazoa; Chordata; Actinopteri; Cypriniformes; Cobitidae. The record is from RefSeq and is a predicted model, not a curated record.
AAUUCAUCCAUAAUAAUAGAGAGAUUGUGCAGCUUAAAGUCAGACAGCUUUUCAUACAUGGAACAACAAACUUAACUUUAAAGACUAUGAACUAUAAAGAUAUUUUUAAUUUGGUAAUUAUAUUGGGAGAUGCGGAAAAGAUAUAAAACUUUUUACUUCAUUUCCUGUUGCUCCAAGGGUUAAGGAGACAGAAAUGUACUUUUACAUUUAGCCUCUUUUUGAUAUUUUCUAUGCGAGUUUUAAAUCCAAAAUAAAAGAAAUAACAAAUUCUCAUGUUUUUGCCUGUUUCACAAUGAGCAAUAAAAAAUUACGGUAGAGCUUGGACCGCGGUGGUAAGGCUCUUUGCGCAUGCGCGUUUAUAACAGUUAGUACGGUAACUGGCCUACGUCUCAGGAAGUGAAUUCAGAGAUUCUGCAAGGGAGAGAGCUGUCAACUGCUACAUCUGACUCUCUGUUUUGUUGUUUAAGUAAAGAAAAUCCUUGUUGUUGUUGUCCAAAUUGAUCAUCAAAGUAAUAGGAUGAUGUUUUCUCCGCGGGUCCUGAAAUCUGCUUCGUCCUUGAUGUGCAGGGGUUUUUCAAUGGGUCAGAUGUCAAGACAAGGGAAGGCUCCUGACAUGUCUGAAGGAAAUACACAUUUGCUUGUGAGCAAUGUUCGCAACAGGCUGAGGGAGAUUGUUGGAGCAUCCACCAACUGGAAAGAUCAUCAGCAAGCAUUGGCUGAGCGUGCAUCACUAAGUCAGUAUCUUGCUCAGAGUCAGGAGGAGCUUCCUGCAAAGACAAUGAAGGACAGUGAAAUUGAGGCUCACCUCCCUCUAGGUACCCGGCCUGAAUUAAGAGAGAAGUACCUCAACUUUCACAACAGUGUCAGGUUUGGCCGGAUUCUGGAAGACUUGGAUAGUUUAGCAGUGCUAAUUUGUUACUCACACACAUGGGAUAAAGAGCUGAAGAAGUCACCACUGUCUAUUGUCACCGCCCUAGUGGACAAGAUUGAUAUGAGAAAACACAUCAUCUACCCAGACUGUGACAUCAAGUUCAAAGGUCACGUGACAUGGGUUGGCAAAACCUCAAUAGAAGCUAAAAUGCGCAUGUCUCAGUACCACGAUGGAGCAUACAGCGAUGUAUUAGAUGCCACGUUUGUAAUGGUUGCCAGAGAUCCAGAAAACAAAAGGGCAGCUUUCAUCAACCCUCUUAAACCAGAGGGGCCAGAGGAAGAGGCCAUUUUUCAACAGGGGGAGAUUAACAAGGCGAGACGGGUGGAGCUGAGCACAGCCUCGCUUCUUAAAGUGGCUCCCACAGCUGAGGAGCGAACCCUUGUUCACGACCUCUUCCUUAACACUUUGGACACCAGAACUGUGAGUUUUCGGAGUCGGAUUUUACCGCCCAAUUCUGUAUGGAUGGAAGAUGCUAAAAUGAAAGGAUUGGAGAUUUGCCAUCCACAGGAAAGAAACAUUUUUAAUCGGAUAUUUGGAGGUUUUCUGAUGAGAAAAGCUUAUGAACUAGGUUGGGCCAAUGCCUGCGCAUUUGCUGGCUGCAGACCAUCCCUGGUUGCUGUAGAUGACAUUGUUUUUCGGAAACCAGUGGAAAUAGGUUCCUUGCUAUUGCUUUCCUCUCAGGUUUGUUACACAGAAGGGACGCACAUUCAAGUCAGGGUUCACACAGAGGUACUCGACCCUUUGACCCGGCAACACAGCACCACCAACGUGUUUCACUUCACUUUACGUGUUGAGAAGGACGUCCCAGCUGUUGUACCACAGAGCUAUGGAGAGUCUAUGCUUUACCUGGAUGGAAAGAGGCACUUUGAUGAGACUGUAAAGAACCAAAGCUAAGCAUUCUGGGAUGUAUGUUCCUGCCAAAGCAACUGCUAUUACUAUAGUUUUGAGUGUGUGCAUCAUAUAUGAGGAUAAUGUUUUAUUUGAACAGUUUGUUAGUUUUAUUUUCAUAUAGUGGUUUACCGAUAUUAUGUUGUUGUUUGGCCAAUGGCGAUACCGAUUUUGAGAAUGCAAUGUUGUUAAUUGGGAGAUGUGAGGCUGAUAUAACACCUUAUCUUUUCAAGUAUUUAAAAAAUUUUUUACAAGACAUAUGUACUGUUUGAAUAAGACUUUACUGUGUAACACAACAGAACAUGUUUAAAAAUGAAAUCAGACUUUGUUUUUACAUCUUUUCAUUAUCGGGCGAUUGAAAAGAUUUGUCAGCCAAUGCCAAUAAUUGCAAAAACAAUCCAAAUAUCGACCUAUAUAUCGGUAAUAUAUCUGUGUAUCACUAUUUUCAUAAUAUGUUACAUUGCCUUCUACAGUUAUAUAUUUUACUAUGCACCUACCCGUUUUAUUGCAAUUUUACAGUUUACAGUGGGAGAGACACUUUAGGAGAAGAGUGUUGUUUGUUAAAGGGUUAAGGUUAAAGGUGCAGUGUGUAAUUUUUAAAAGGAUCUCUUGGCAGAAAUGCAAAAUAAUAUACAAAAGUAUAUUAUCAGUGGUGUAUAAAGACCUUUUUAUAAUGAACCGUUAUGUGUUUAUUACCUUAGAAUGAGAUGAUUUUAUCUACAUACACCGAGGGUCCCCUUACGUGGAAGACGCCAUUUUGUACCACCAUGUUUCUACAGAAGCCCUUAACGGUCAAACUUUUUUUACUAAGUUGUCUCGGUCGAUAACAUGUUUUUCCGGUGGCAGCUAUCGUAGCUUCUCUAUGCAUUUAAAAAAUGAGGGGUGAGCAGUGGACUGAGUUGUUGGUUGCUAUUCACAACCUCACCUCUAGAUGCCGCUAAAAUUUACACACUGCACCUUUAAUGUAUAGGAUAGGGAUUUUUUUCCCUACCUGUCGUGAGUAGUGAUACUUCAAUACAUUUUAUGAGUAUUAUUAUAAAUAUUAUAAGUUUAUAAUAAAAAAAAAUGAUUUUCUGCUUUAUUGAGUAGGGACUUUAUAGAUAUCAGGAGAAAUUUAUGCUGCAGUUAAGUCUGUAUAUGAUUAAGAAUGACAAAUUUGCAAACAUUUUACUACAUUUUAGUCCAAAGCUCUUUUUAUUAGCCUCAUUACAGUUGUGUUACUGACAAACCGAGGUCCUGUCAUUUUCCAUUUCCUUCAUGUAAGUUUGAAAAUGAUGACUUGAAGUCUUAAAAUGAACUGUAUGAGGUUAACAUCACGAAUGUCCAGAUUGAUAUGAUCUGUGCCUGUUUCCGUUUCUUCACUACCUGUGCCAGAAUAACAAAAACCUGACCAAUGAAUUCAUGUCUUUUAAAUGUUUUUGUGCACAAAAUUUAUUUAUCAGCUUAAAUUUAAAUAUAUAUACUUUUGUAAUACUUUGUCUUUGCAGUUAUAUGUUGUUUAAUUCUUGGUCAUUUCAUACAGUACACCAAAAAUAAAUUUGUUUAUCCACAUA